Paramecium sonneborni is the source of this 1167-nucleotide messenger RNA. NCBI's taxonomy places the organism in Eukaryota, Ciliophora, Oligohymenophorea, Peniculida, Parameciidae. The record is from the annotation of a GenBank genome assembly.
AUGCAAAAUUACAUUAAUUCUUCUCAUCUAACACAAAAACAACUCAUCAAAUAUAUUGAAUUCAAAAAUACUCCAUUUAUUGAACUCUAUGUCAAAUUUACAGAAAUCAAUAACCUUUAUGAAUUCUAUAAAUUUAUAGAAGUUAGUAAAACGCUCUCCCAUCUAUUUGAUUGCUAAUCCUCUGAUCUUUAUUACUAAGUUGCUCUUAUUGAUCACAAAAUUUAGGAACAUAUUACUUUAGACUAUCAUAAUCCUAAAUUUUAGUACUCACUUAAUGAGUCUUAAAAUUACAUCUAACUAAAUAAAUAAGAAAGCAUAUAAAUGUUUAUGCAAUAUCUUAAAUUAAAAGAUCAAUUCAUACCCUUUUCAAUUAAAUUUCAACAGUCCGAAUUUGGAUUGUUUAUAGAUUAACUUGAAAUUUUAAAAACCAUUUUUAAGAAGGAUAUCGAAGUUAAAGUUUAGAGAGAAGGUGACCAUAAAUUACAUUAAAUGAGACGCUCAUAUAAGGAAAAAAAGAAAACUUAAAGAGCAUAAAUUAAUAAAUAGAAAAAUAUUAGGAAAUAUUAAGAUUAAUUAGAUACAAAAGAGAAUUCUUUAAGAUUAGAUCAUACUUCCUCAUAAGAUUCCACAUUAAUUAAUUUAAUUGAAAAUUCUAAUAUAAAUAGUCUGAUAUCCGAGAAGAAUUAAAUCUAUAAAUAAUUUGGAAGUACAUUCAUUGGAGAUUAAGAAUUCCAAUAAUUAUUCAAAAAAUCUUAUUUAUGUUAAUCUGAAUAUGAAAUAGAGAACUAAGAUAAUUUAAUAAUAUUUGAUUCUACUACGGGGAUUAAAAUUGAAAUCAAACAAUCCAUAUCAAACGUUUCCUUCAAGUAGGCAAUAGUUAAUUUAGAAUAUCAAAAAUACUUUUAAGAAAUGUCAAAAGGGAAAAACAUAAUCAAAAUAUAUUAUAUUGAUUUAAUUGGGAAAUCUUAUACCGAAUUCAGUAACAACUUGGUUUUUUAUACUAAUUUUGAAAUGGCAUUAAAAGAGUUCAAAGACAGUAAAGACUCUUAUUUAAUAUAAUUUGAAACCUGUUCUGAGUUUCAAUUUAUACAAUUAAGAAAUUCGUAAAUUAAAUUGCAACAAAGCAAUAGAGUGAUACCCAUAAUAAUUAUAACUAAUUAAAAAUGA